Plutella xylostella (diamondback moth) is the source of this 1126-nucleotide messenger RNA. Lineage: Eukaryota; Metazoa; Arthropoda; Insecta; Lepidoptera; Plutellidae. The record is from RefSeq and is a predicted model, not a curated record.
AACUUAUAUAUUUAUCCCUUUCACAGACUUUCAUUGAAUCAGUAUUCAGAUUCAGUAAGUUUGUUUAUUCAGAUUUCAGAAUACCUAUUUAAAUUCCGAUCACAAAACCAGCCAGGAUUAAAUACAAAUAGUUUAAAGAAUAUUAGGAGAACCGAGAAAUAAUCUACUUGUCUUAACUUGAGCCAUUGUGUGAAUUGUGUCGUGUUUUGUUUCUACAUCGAUAAAUUUUGUCCCCGCCAAGCCCCUCGGCCUAGAGUCAUGGUGUCGUGGCUGCCGCACGUGACCUCGUUCUGCUGCUGUCUGGGGCUGGAGGCCGGCGCCAAGGUCACGGGAUUCCUGCAUCUGCUGCUAUCCCUCUUCCUCGUGGUACUAUGCUCGUACUACUCCGUCCAGUUCCAUCAGUACAAGGGUACAGUCGACGACGCGGACGGCGUGUAUAGUACGUCGUAUGCCGUGGCGGUGACGGUGACGCUGUUGAGCACGGCGCAUGCGGUGGCCGCGACUGUACUGCUGUAUGGAGUUUAUAAGCGCAACACGACGGCUCUCCGCGCGUGGGUCUACGUGAUGCUGGUGUUACUAGUCGGAGGGGUGUUGUACAAUGUGGUGGUGUCUAUCAAGUUCGGGUUCGCUGGGUCCGGGUCGGAUAUUUUCCUGACCUUCGCUGAAGGCUUCUUUGCUUACUGCGUAAUCUUCUACUUCAUAAUAACCAUAAACAGUUACUACAUGAUGGUGAAAAGCUGCGAAGAUAUGGACGGACCAAAAUACGACUACUGAGAAACGACCGAUAGAUAAGUUAUUUUAAACCUACUUUAUUUUAUUACCUAUAUAAAUAUUUAUUUACUUUUCGACACAUAGAUAACUGCCGAUGAAGAAAAUAAUGCAUUUAAUAGCAUUCAAAAAGUUUUUUUAAAUAUUGAAGAUGAGUAAUAAGGAUAGGUAUAAUAUGCGCCAAUAAAGAUCGAAUCUCAAAUGACGGUUUGGACUGUAAGAAAAACGGGGAUGCAAGAUAUGCGAUGUGUAGUUAUUUAGUCAGAGGGAAUGAUUUAGAACCGCCAUAAGAUUAGCAUUUCUUUAUUGGCGCCGCUUAUGAAACAUUAUUUGGCAUAUAACUAUAUUGAAAGAUGAA